AUGCCAGAACGAACCGGUACAUACAAAUUGCACAAACGUAGCGCUCAUGGAUCGCCGCACCCAAAGUUACUCAAAAAACGAAAAGAAGAAGAUGCGACAGAGACUAGGGUGAGGGCAACAACAACGCCCGAAGCGCCCUUCACAAAGACAGGCGCAACUGGUCGGUUGAAAAAGAGAAAAAGUACAACGUCGCAAAAGCUUGCAAAUACCUUCGGAUCAUCGCCUCAAAUAACUUCUUCCCCAACACCUGUUAGCGCUAAUUCAUCUGAUUGCGCAACAGCAUAUGUUCUUUCCUCUUUUGACGUCUUUUCGGCUCGUCCAACCAUCAAACACGUUGCUAAACAAACUCCACCAGCCUGCUCUGUCAGCAAUAUAGACGAUGUUGAGCCGGAAAGGAGACCAAAUAUAUACUCGGAGGAAUUCCAGAAAUUCGGUAGUAAGAUUGAUAAUUUGGCAGAUCAGCUGACUGCCCAUGAACUCCGUGAACUCAUGGAUAGGGACCAAAAAAGAAAGGAAAAGAAGAAAAUAGCAAAAAUUAUAGAGACGGAGAGGCGGCUUGCAGAAGAAAGGAACAAUUCAAGUACAAGCGACCCGCUUACCAGGCAAUGCGAUGGAGCAUAUAGUAAGACAAAUGACAAAGACAAAGGAAAACUUGGUGAGUUUAAUCAUGCAACUGAAGCUGUUAUCCCCCGACAGAAAAGUUUCGUCAGGUUCCAAAAGGUGGGAGAAAGACAUAGCAGAGAAACCUUUUCGAUAAAACCAGAAUCUCUGAACAGGGGUUCAACUCCAAUUGAUAGGUUAAUCACAAACACAAGCCAAGGUGAUUCAGCCCGAAUGUCUACAUCCCGACUGUCAAAGGCCAUUAGUGAGCCAGUCAACAUAAGAACUUCUAGUAGAGCAAGGAAUAUCCCAUCGCAAUCUUCGUGGGCGGAAAAACAUUCUAAAAGAAUGAGCCUAUGUCAUAUCCUAGCGCAGAGAAAAUCUACAGCAUCAACAGGGCCUAUUCUUCCAGAAAAAUCGGUCGAUGCUACUCCCGAACUCAGCAUUAAACCGCCACAAUCUUGGACUUCGUUUUUCAAAAUUCGCAUUCGCAAUAAGAGAGUGCCAUCCCCCAAGACAUUCUUCCCUACAUCUAGAGCAUCAGCACCAAUAGAAACAACAAAUCAGUUCGAGUGUAGCUCCAAGCGAUCAACGUCCAGUAUCCCUCGACACACGGUAUCAAGAUUCCGAGAAGAUCUUCCAGAGCUUCCAAUAUCUCCACCUGACUCUCGUGUACAAUCCCUUGAAUUAAAAGACGCAAUUAUAAUCACUAGAUGCUCUGAACAAGGCGAUGCUCGAGUUAAAGGCUUCCAAACUCGCAAUGAGAUAUCCAUGGAUAUAUACCGGCCUCAGUCGAGCAUAAAUCGACAAAGUGAAAUACUGAACGGCAUGCACAGAGCGGUUGAUGUCCCCUCUCCAGAAUCUAAUACAUUAUCACAAUCACUAGCAUCCAUUGAUUCUGAAGGAUCGUGGCUAUCUGGCGGAAGGGCUAGCUCGAGAAGAAAUUCACGAAGGGCACAUCAACGUUCAACUAACUCCUCACUCUCUCUAAAUAGAGGCUAUCAAGACUUACAUGAAUCUAACGAUGAGAUCCGGAUUGCUGACGAUGAUAACCACUUUCGCAUCAGCUCUGUAGAUAGAGAAUCAAUGCAAUAUUCUCUGGCAUGGAACCAUGACCAGACUGGCACUUUUUCAGAGAAUACUAAAUGGGGUGCAGUAGGAAGAAGACCUAACUUUGUUUAUCGCUGUGCAUCUGCUCGUAGAUCUAAAGAAGGUUGUCUGAAUGAAUUCGAAGAAGAAGAAUCUGCUCAACUAUCGAGCGGAAAUCGGAUAGAAAAGAGGCUAAACCCGUACCUAGUACAUAGAGCCUCCCAACUAGGUUUGCAUAGAGCUGUAAGCCUUGAUAUGGGUCAAAAACAAAGCCAGAAUUGGAGAGCAGGAAACGCCAGAUUUCUCGACGCAAAUCAUAAAGAUUCAUGA
Molecule: messenger RNA, 2019 nt
Organism: Blumeria graminis f. sp. triticale
Lineage: Eukaryota; Fungi; Ascomycota; Leotiomycetes; Helotiales; Erysiphaceae
Source: the annotation of a GenBank genome assembly